GUUGAUACAAGAAACACAAUAGAAUAUUUUAAUUAAAAUUAUUUAAAAUGAUGAAAUAAUAAAAUAUUUUAAUGUACUAUUUUUACUAUAAAUCUUUAACAAAAAAGCAAUAUGGAAUUUCCUCAACCGCCUAGUGAUAAUGAAACGAGAAAUAUUAUUGACAAACUGGCGCAAUUUGUUGCUAGGAAUGGGCCGGAGUUUGAAAUUAUGACAAAAUCUAAACAGGAAAAUAAUCCUAAGUUUGCCUUUUUGUAUGGAGGAGAACACUUUAAUUAUUAUCAGUACAAAGUGGCGGCGGAACAAGCAUUGUUAAAACAACAGCAGCCUAUGUUUAUGGGGCCACAGCAACAGCAGCAAAAUCCAAAUGUAAAUCAACCACCAGGAAAUAUUGCAGGACUUCAACAAUGGCUUGCAGCAAAUAUAUCAACAGUACCAGGUGGAAAUGGUUCGGCUGGCCCCAAUGUUGCAAAUGUACCUAUACCUGGAACUAAUCCACCUAGUGCUCCGAUACCAGGAGUAGAACAUCUGGUUGCUCAACAAAACACACUACGAGAACAAAUUAGACAAUCUGAGCAAAAUCUAAAUGCACAACAUGGGGUAUUACUUAGGCAACAGCAAACUCAAAUAUCGACAAUGGCUUCACAAUUGGAAUCGAAUCGAAUAAAAGCAGAUCUCGAGAAAUGUGAUAUUGAAGUAGCUGAUAUUGAUAAAGUGCUGAAGCCUAUUAUAGAUUCUUGUACAAAGGAUAAUAUUUCUUCAGGGAAGAGUUGGAUAUUACAAAAUGCAACGACUAAUGCUCAUGCAGCAGCUAUAUCACAGUAUCUUUUAGAAAAAGUAAUUCAGCCCGAUGCAAAUUUUGCUCAGAAACUGCACAUUAUAUAUUUGGUUAACGAUGUUCUUCAUCACUGUGCCAGAAAAAAUGCUGAAGAACUAAAGAAAUGUUUGGAAAAUGUUGUUGUGCCAAUGUAUUGCAAUGCUCAUACUGAUAUCACAGAAGAGCAGCAAGCAAAAUUAGACAAACUGUUACGUCUGUGGGAAGCAAAAGCAAAUUACUUUGACAGCACAUUAAUUGAAAAAUUGAAAAAACAGAUGUCUCUUCGAGAAUAUCAGGCUGGGCUUUUGCAGCAGCAUGCUGCACAACUUACACCAUACACGCAGCACACCAGGCAGGCCUUCCAAGGUUAUCAGCAGCAGCAUCAGUCAUUCGUCGGCCAUGCAAUGCAACAAAUCCAGAACAUAGACACCCAAAUUGUAGAUCUCCAACGAGAGCAGCAGCAGCGGGAGCAGCAACAGAGAGAGCAGCUAAUGAUGCAAAGAGAAAGAGAGCAACGCGAACAGCAAAUAAUGCGCGACAGAGAACGCGAACAGCUCAUGCAGAGAGAGAGAGACCGAGAUAGGGAACUUAUGCAGAGAGACAGAGACAUGCGAGAUAGGGAUAUGAGAGAUAGAGAUAUGAGGGAUAGAGAUAUGAGAGAUAGAGACAUGAGGGAGCGAGAGAUGUUGCAACGAGAGAGAGAACAGAUGGCCAGGGACAUGGAGAGAGAGCGGGAGUUGAUGAUGAUGGAACAGGAGAGAGAGAUGGAGUACAUGCAGCAGCGGCAGAUGGAUCACAUGUCGAGGGAUCAGGGUGGUAUGAUGCAUAAGGGAAUGAUGAUGCCGAGGGAUCAGAGACCGAAUGCCCAGGGAGGAGGGAUACAACCGCUUAUGCAGUUGAAGGUUGCUAAUCCUAAUGAACUCAAUCCACAAGCGAACAACCUACCACCACCUCCUCUACAACAGCCUCCGCCUUUAAUACCGAACUGUUUCUCUCUCCCGCCUCCGCCACUAAUACAGAACCAGCCUGGAACUCCUCAGCCUGGACCAAACAAGAACGGACCAAUGGUAGCCAGUCCAGCAAUCAUGCCGCCUGGUAUCGGUGGAUUGUUGCCUGAUUUAUCAAAACCACCACCAGGUUUUCCUCUUGUGCCACCGAAUAUCGGUCCAGGUAUGAUGGGACCUAUGGACACAAUGGAGGACUUGACACCUACAAUUCCAUACUUUGAUUUACCUGCAGGACUGAUGGUACCACUGAUAAAGUUGGAAGACAACGAGUUCAAACCAUUGGACCCAGCUGAUAUCAGACUACCACCUCCAGUCCCUCCGAAUGAACGAUUACUGCAAGCUGUUGAAGCCUUCUACAUGCCUUACAGUCAUGAUUGUCCGAGAGA
Messenger RNA from Ctenocephalides felis (cat flea), 2207 nucleotides. RefSeq names its product calcium homeostasis endoplasmic reticulum protein-like. Gene Ontology annotation, molecular function: RNA binding. The record is from RefSeq and is a predicted model, not a curated record. Lineage: Eukaryota; Metazoa; Arthropoda; Insecta; Siphonaptera; Pulicidae. Gene Ontology annotation, cellular component: perinuclear region of cytoplasm. Gene Ontology annotation, biological process: RNA processing; intracellular calcium ion homeostasis.